Molecule: messenger RNA, 600 nt
Organism: Fonsecaea multimorphosa CBS 102226
Lineage: Eukaryota; Fungi; Ascomycota; Eurotiomycetes; Chaetothyriales; Herpotrichiellaceae
Exons: 2
Coding region: 1-600 (199 amino acids)
Source: RefSeq, a predicted model, not a curated record
AUGGCCACUCCUCCAAGGCUUCCGUCACUAUCCCCAGAACGAAGUCAGAGCGCGAGUCGCGAGGAGGACGAGCUCGCGCUGAGGAACAUGCUUGCCCAGCGCAACCCUGGAGGCCUCGAAAGACUGCGCUCACGUGCGCUUUCAGAGAUAACCUUGGUCGAGCCUCCGCCGCUGUAUGAUAUCAAUCAGAUCGAUGGAGCCGGCGGCAGGCCAGAGAGGACCACUCGAACUGUUCGCUUUCAAGUCGACGAAGACAAUCAAGCUCGAGUGCAGAAAAGCCUGUGGAGGAGAGUCAUCCAACCCAUCUUACUUGCUAUUGCGACAAGGUUCAUCUUCCUCGUUUACUUCAGCUUAAACGCCACUCUGUUGAUCCGCAUUGCUGUCAUGGCGUCCCACAACAAACACAUGCAAUACAACGAGGCCUUGCUCUGGGCUUGGGUGCAAUUCGUGAUGCUGGGCUUCUUGCUGCUCCGAUCUCUGGGGCAAGGCUUCAUGUAUAGUCCGACGGGAACCCCACACGGCCUCAAGAUUCUUGUUGCCAUUGCUGGCAUCUCUUUACUGGGAGUGGGCCUUGGAGCUUUCCCACUUUUCCUCAUCUAG